Neogale vison (American mink) is the source of this 2658-nucleotide messenger RNA. It is a transcript of the gene CATSPER1, whose product is annotated as cation channel sperm associated 1. The transcript is spliced from 12 exons. Gene Ontology annotation, biological process: regulation of cilium beat frequency involved in ciliary motility; transmembrane transport; calcium ion transport. Lineage: Eukaryota; Metazoa; Chordata; Mammalia; Carnivora; Mustelidae. Gene Ontology annotation, cellular component: membrane; CatSper complex. The record is from RefSeq and is a predicted model, not a curated record. Bases 22 to 2523 code for a protein of 833 amino acids. Gene Ontology annotation, molecular function: voltage-gated calcium channel activity; calcium-activated cation channel activity.
UCCAGUGUUCCCAGCAUAGUCAUGGAUCAAUCUUCAUUGGCUGAAAAGGCUCACAAUGAGGCAGACACCAACAAUUUGGAUGUGUUAUCUCACCCUGAUUCACCAACCUCAUAUCACAGGCCAAGGCAUAGCAGAGUCCACCACCAUCACGGUGCGUCCCACCACCAUGGUGGGUCCCACCAUCACAGUGAGUCCCACCAUCAUGGUGGGUCCCACCAUCAUGGUAGAUCUCACCUCCCUGGUAAAUUCCAAGACUUUCAUGACAAUACCCCCUCCCACCAUUCCCCUCACUCCCACCAUUCCCCUCACUCCCACCACUCUCACCACCACGGUGAAGCCCACCAUCAUGGCAGAGCCUACCACCACACAUCCCUUGCACUGCCUCCUUCUCAAAGCACUAUCUACUCCCAUCAUUCCCUCGAUGAGGGUCCAUUUGACGGUGAGUACCACCAUGGUAGCAGAAGACAUCAUGGUAGGCCCCACCACCAUGGUGAGCCCCACCACCAUGGAGGGUCUUACCACCAUGGGGGGUCCCACCACCACAGUGAGCCCCACCACCAAGGGGGGUCCCACUACCACAGGGGGUCCUACCACCAUGGUGAGCCCUACUAUCAUGGAAGGUCCCAUCACCGUGGUGAGCCUUAUGACCAUGGGGGAUCCCACCACCGUGGUGAGCCCUACCACCAUGGUGGCUCCCACCACCGCGGUGAGUCCUACCACCAUGGUGGGUCUCGCCACCAUAGGGAACCACACCACCAUGCUAGGCCCCACCACCACAGUGAGGUUUCUCACCAUAGUGGGCUCCAUUACCAAGGUGAGCCUUACUACCAUAAAGAUUCCUACACGUAUGGUGGCUCUCAUCAUCAUGGUGAGUCCUAUCACCAUGACAGACACCAUCACCAUGAAGCCCACCACCACAGAGGGCCUCUUCAUCAUUCCUAUGUGGACUCCUAUCAUAAUCGGUUGAUACCUCACUACUCUGACGAAUACAGGCACCACCACCAUGGCCACCAUGGUGAACGCCACCAUGGCCACCAUGGCCACCAUGGUGAACAUCAUCACAGGGAGUAUCACCAUAGUGUGCAUCGUUAUGAUGAUCUCCAUGGCGAUCACCGCUACAGGGAGUACUAUCAUGGAAGCUCCCACAGCUUGGGCCCAUACAAGUCUCGCAGUGUGGCCAGAGCUGUCCUUGGCCCUUCCCGCUCUCAUUCAACAACUCUCCGACCUAGCACGGCAUGGAUACAGCACUCAGCCUUUAGCUUGACUCGUUCCCACAGUGCUGUGCACUCACAUGCAUCCCAGACAUCCAGCAAAGUCCAUCCUCAGGAUUCCUCCACUAAAACUUCCUCAGAAAGCUGGACAGAAGACGAUGAGCAAUUUCAGAAGCGCAAAACUGCCAGAACUCAGCGGGCCCACAAGAGGCUGCACACCAUGGACCUCUUCAGCAGGUUGUGGGAAAAUUUAAGCUACCUCAUUCAGGACUUACGGAGAAUGCUUAGGAACCUGACUCAGUCCCUGCCCUUUGAAGCCUUCAUCUUCCUUGUUGUCUGCCUCAACACUAUCAUGCUUGUGGCCCAGACCUUUGCUGAAGUCGAGAUCCGGGGCGAGUGGUACUUCAUGGCCUUCGACUCCAUCUUCCUCUGCAUCUACGUGGUGGAAGCUGCCCUCAAGAUCACUGCCCUGGGCUUCAAGUAUUUUUCUGACCCUUGGAACAACCUGGACUUCUUCAUCAUGAUCAUGGCCAUGCUGGACUUCCUGCUCUUUCAGUACAACUCCUUCUCCUUCGUCUACCACCAAAGCGUCUUCCGGAUCUUCAAGGUUUUCAAGAGCUUGCGGGCCCUGAGGGCCAUCCGGGUCCUGCGGAGGCUCAGCUUCUUGACCAGCCUCCAGGAAGUGACCGGGACUCUGGUGCGGUCCCUGCCAUCCAUCACGGCCAUCCUGAUCCUCAUGUUCACCUGUCUCUUCCUCUUCUCUGUGGUCCUCCGGGCUCUGUUCCGUCACUCCGACCCCAAGCGCUUCCGGAGCAUUCUCUCUACCAUCUUCACGCUCUUCACCAUGCUCACCCUGGACGACUGGUCCCUCAUCUACCUGGACAGCCGUGCCCAGGGUGCCUGGUACAUCAUCCCCAUUCUCAUGAUUUACAUCAUCAUCCAGUACUUCAUCUUCCUCAACCUGGUGAUUGCGGUCCUGGUGGAUAACUUCCAGAUGGCUCUGCUUCAGGGCCUGGAGAAACUGAAGCAGGAGAGGGCCGCCUGGAUCCGUGAGAAGAUCCUGGACGACUCACUGACAGAACUCAGCAGAUCAGACCCUGAAGAGGUGAUGAGUGAACACACCAGACAGAAGCAGCUCAUCGAGAAAAAAUCUGGGACCAUGACAGAGAAGCAGCAGGAGCUCCUGUUCCACUUCCUGCAGCUGGUGGCUGGGGUCGAGCAUCAUCAACAGAAAUUCCGCUCCCAGGCGUCCGUUCUUGAUGAGAUCGUGGACACUGCGUUCGAGGCUGGAGAAGAGGACUUCAGGAAGUGACUCCUGGACGGAGAGAGACACUGGAUGUGGAUUUCAGCCUCCAGCAAGCUGCCCACUGCCUUGGGUCUGGACAAGUCCCCUGCUCUGCUAGAAUGAUCGUCGGGCUUGCAGGGCUGGGUCCUAACAGAGUUUUUA